Gryllus bimaculatus (two-spotted cricket) is the source of this 933-nucleotide messenger RNA. Lineage: Eukaryota; Metazoa; Arthropoda; Insecta; Orthoptera; Gryllidae. The record is from the annotation of a GenBank genome assembly.
AUGUUUUUCCUCGCGCAAGCCCACACUGGACGUGCAUUUCUCAACGUCGCAUCGCGUCGCGUAGCAGCGAUCUCGCAGAGAUUUCAAUCGGACCCUCGGCAGCCCGCGCGUUCCUGCAGCGAGCGGCGGUCGCCCUCGGGGCCGCGGGGCAAACUUCGUCGCUCGGCCGCGAGAGCGCGCGGCGUUCGCGGCAGAGGGCGCUCGCCUCUGGUGCGGGCGCGGUGGCGCCGCGGCGCGGCGGAGGCUGCGGGCGCGCGCGGGCCGCCCAGUUCCCCUCGCAGCGCGCACCCGGGCGCCCGGCGCGACGCCCUCCACGCGGACGGCCGGCCCACCACGUGCGACUGCGAACCGCGAAACACGACCGACGACGUCCGGCGACCGGCUCACGAACGCGAACCGAUUCGCGGCAUGGAGCACCGGCGCGCCGCGCGCCCGCCGGCGCCCGCGCUCCUCGUGGUGAUGCUGGUGAUCACUGCACUGGUGACGGCACCGGCGGCCGCUGCUGUCAGGAAGAAAGGUCCGGGCGGGGCGAGCGCGGGGCCCGCGGCGCCGCUGCUGCCGCCCGUGGAGGAGGUGUCGGCGCGUGCGACCGCGUGGGCCAACGCCACGUGCGGCGCGGACGGCCCCCAGCGCUUCUGCCGCCCGGCGGGGCUCGGCGGGGGCGGGGCGGGGCGCGGGCGGCGACGGAGGCGGCGGAGCAAUGCGACGUGUGUCGCGACCGCGCCGGGGCGCCGGCGCGGCGCCCCACCCCGCCCGAGGCGGUGCUCGGCUCAGGCGGGCGGCGGGCCGCCCGCCCUGUGGCAGAGCCCCUCGCUCGCCGAGGGAGAGCACUUCGAGCGCGUCACCUUCACCCUGGACCUGCGGAGGUCUUCUACUUAUAUUAAUAGUAGUACUACUACUAAAAUAUUUAUAGUUUUAAAUUCACUACUCUAG